AUGGAAGUCAUGGCGGGCCUCACCCAAGAAGAACUGGACUUCAAAGAGCAACCCCGCAAAUGGGUCUGCUCCGAAAACUUGGCCAAACACAUUGGCAAUGCAGUGACAAUUCUCUGCAAAGUCAUGGAACGAGUUGAUGAAAACAAGAUAAUCGUCUCCGAUAUGGUCGGCCAGAUCACCUGCACGUGCAACAACGAAGAACUCUUCUUGUUCGCAGAAAAAGACGACUAUGUGCAGCUUGAAGGAUGGGCAUUGAGCGAGACGGAAAUCCAGUGCUGUUCGCUUGAGGAGCUCAAAGACGAAGCCACCAACGACGAAACCGUCUUACUCCGCACCAAGGCCGCGCUCAUGAUGGACCAGUACUCCGCUGUCGUCUACGCUCAGUAA
This is a messenger RNA of Oikopleura dioica, 387 nucleotides long. The record is from the annotation of a GenBank genome assembly. Lineage: Eukaryota; Metazoa; Chordata; Appendicularia; Copelata; Oikopleuridae.